AGACAGGGCCCCUGGUUGUCACUGGGCGGCUACUCACCAACUCCGUCUUGGGCGCGAGACUUGUCCACCCUUACAUAUGUCCCGAUCGACGGCUGAUAGACUCGGAAGUUGAUACAUACUUCGCAAGAACAACCCAGAGGUGCAUCUGACUUCUGCAUGACAUACACUUUGAAAGGCAAAAAGGAGUUCGCCGGGAAUGCACACGGGGUAUCGGGUGCUCGACGUAUCCACUCGUGUUGCUGUCCUCCGCCGUGUUAGAAAUCUAGUUAUUAUCGGGCUUCAGAUGGGGACAUCGCCGACUCGGAUGACUGGAGCCAGGUGGUGGCGGUGGUGCUGGCUGAGAGCAAGGUCAUGCCCAGUGUCAAUUCAACUCGACUACGUUUGGUUGGCAAGCUGUCAUGCCGUCUGGGUUUGUCUGUCUGGAUUUACUUCCUACUCUGCGGUUCACGCGACGUCGCUCGCUCGGAAGGCUUUUCUUACGACAACCGACCUAUCUCGUUAUCAUGCCCCCCAUACUACGGGAGAACUGGUGCAACAGAUGCUCAGAGGGUUGAGGGCGCAUAUUUUGGUGUCGCAGUCGCUGCGAAUGGGGUGAUGGCUCAGAUGUUCUCCAGUCUAUCGUCUGGGAUGAAGUGGACGUCUGAUGUGGGCGUAGAUGAAGACGAGAAGUGGGAAGAUUUUUCCCUUGUGCGGGAAGUGUUGGGCUGUUGAUAGGUGUGUGGUUUAGAGGUCGAUGGGG
Molecule: messenger RNA, 739 nt
Organism: Aspergillus ibericus CBS 121593
Lineage: Eukaryota; Fungi; Ascomycota; Eurotiomycetes; Eurotiales; Aspergillaceae
Exons: 2
Coding region: 197-595 (132 amino acids)
Source: RefSeq, a predicted model, not a curated record